ACAGCUGAUCACGGGAUGUGGUAAAAGGCCAAUCACAGCGGCCUUUUACCACCUGAUCAGCAGUGUCCAAUGACACGCUGAUCAGAGGGAAAUGCAAGUGCCGGGCACUGAUGAUCAGUGCCCAGCAGUGGCACCCGCAAGUUCCGCCCACCUGUGCCCAGCAGUGCGCCCACUAGCUCCGCCCACCUGUGCCCAGCAGAUCACCCACCUCUGUCCAGCAGUGCACCCACCUGUGCCCAGCAGUGCACCCACCUGUGCC
Molecule: messenger RNA, 259 nt
Organism: Staurois parvus
Lineage: Eukaryota; Metazoa; Chordata; Amphibia; Anura; Ranidae
Source: the annotation of a GenBank genome assembly